CGGCAGGAUAAGGGCGUAUCGUAUCUAUCCAAAGACAAUAUCUCUACCCAAGACCCAGCGCAGGAUGACUUCCACUAAGCCCCUGGGCGGCGUCAACGUCACAUUUCUUGGGACUGCGUCCGCUGCGCCAUCCUCGACGCGGAAUCACUCUUCACUGGCACUACGUCUCGAUGGCGACGUAUGGCUCUUUGACUGCGGCGAGGCUACACAGCACCGAUUGCAGAAGAGCCAAGUCAAGAUGGGCAAGAUUCAGAAGAUCUUCAUCACCCAUACCCAUGGCACGUCGAUCAACACUUGAACUACCAACCCCGGCUCAACUCCGCUCGUCGCAGGGGACCAUAUGUUCGGCGUUGUACCACUUCUAUGCAGUCUACUAAACGGCGCGGGGGGAACUACGGAGGGAGCUGACGACCCAAGGACGAGAGUUGACAAGAGCCUGCCCGUACGUCGCGACGUACCUCGUGAGUGUGCAGGCCCUGACGAUCUUCGGCAGCCAAUAGAGCUAUACGGGCCCCAGGGCCUGCGCGCCU
Molecule: messenger RNA, 530 nt
Organism: Schizophyllum commune H4-8
Lineage: Eukaryota; Fungi; Basidiomycota; Agaricomycetes; Agaricales; Schizophyllaceae
Exons: 1
Coding region: 65-298 (77 amino acids)
Biological process (GO): tRNA processing
Cellular component (GO): nucleus
Molecular function (GO): 3'-tRNA processing endoribonuclease activity
Source: RefSeq, a predicted model, not a curated record